Eurytemora carolleeae is the source of this 4753-nucleotide messenger RNA. RefSeq names its product neurogenic protein mastermind. NCBI's taxonomy places the organism in Eukaryota, Metazoa, Arthropoda, Copepoda, Calanoida, Temoridae. The transcript has 7 exons. The record is from RefSeq and is a predicted model, not a curated record. Gene Ontology annotation, cellular component: nuclear speck. Gene Ontology annotation, biological process: Notch signaling pathway; positive regulation of transcription by RNA polymerase II. Gene Ontology annotation, molecular function: transcription coactivator activity. Bases 710 to 4696 code for a protein of 1328 amino acids.
UGAGCAUCUGUGUUAGUUAUAUUGUAAGGUAGGAAAGUGUGUCCCAACCCUAUAGCUAGCAGCUCUACCCUCCACCCUACCCGGUUCUGCCGCCUAGUGUUAGCUAGCAGCUCCGACAAAUUAGGAAAAGAUUGGCGCGGCCGUCUGGUAAAUGUGUGCCGCAAACACCAGACAAACGCUGAGAAAGCCAGAUAGCUGGAAAAGUCCCAGGUUUACUGGUGAUAUCUCGGCCAGUCUUUCAACAAAAACAUGAAAAAUCUUGGAUUUUAGAGGAAAAGGGUUGUAUUGAACUGGUCCCAAGUGAAUAACUAGUGAUAUUAUUCAAGAUUAAAGGAUAUUUGUUAAACCAUUAAACCCCAGUAUUCCUUAGUUUCAGUAUUUUAACUAUAGUUUUUAUAUAAACCCUAGUGAACCCAACUCGUCUUCGAAACAAAGCAACAAACUUACUUGUUGAAUUUUCUUCAUAAACCAAGUAUGAAAUCAUGUUAGAAUAUGCGUGUAAACGACAGAAAAGUAUUUCUAACGACGAAUUAGCUAUGUGCUUGACUUUUCUAUACCCUAGAACCGUUAGUAUUCACCAGCUAUCCGACUCUACCAACUUUAUUGUAAACAAUUCCUCCGACGACCAGAAAUGUGACACCAGUUCUCAAUGUGAAUCCGAAACUCGCUGUGCUCGCGAUAGAGCUAGGUUUGGUCUAGAUUUUAUAAUAUGUCUACUCUGAGUGAUGUAUUGCCCCCAUCAAGUACUAAGGAUGCCCUAUCUGCUCCCCCCGCACCCAAACAAGGAGCCCUGGAUAGACUUAAGAGACGAAUGGAAAAUUAUCGAGAUAUGCAGAACACUCGUCUACCCCAAUACGAUCAGACGAUGAACCAAGUUAAUACUCAACAAUUACAAGAAACGAAAGUGUUGCGUCAAAAAUUUCUAGAAUCUAAAGCUAAGAAGCCGAGUAAAAAGUCAAGUUCUAGUUCAGAGAAAGUUAAGCAGGAAAUAAAUGCUAUGAACAAUAUGAAUGGAAUGAUGCAAUUUCACGCUCAUAACAGUUCUAGCCUUGGACAACCGGGUCCCCAGGGACACCCUGGACUAGGACCUGGGCAUCCGGGGCAUGCCAUGAAUCAUGCCGGAUCUCAACCGCAUAUGAUGCACCACUCCUCUAUGCCCCAAAAACGGCCACUGGACGAGGAUACCAAAAAUACUCCUGACACUGCCAAAAGACUAAAUUUAGAUAAUGGUAUUUCUAGUGAGGGUUCCCUGGGUUCCCACAACUCUGUAAAACGGGAACCAAGUCCCGUAGAAUCAAAAUGUCAACCUGGUGCCGCAGCUUUUUCAAGCAAUUCAGUGCAAAAUAAUAAUUCUUCAUCUAAUAAUAGUGCUACUAAUAAUUCUGAAUCUUGUACAGACGUUAAACCCAACUUAAACAUUAAGACUGAAGAUACAAGUUUAGAGUUUGGUAAUAGUCAAUCCAUUCACGAGGAAGCAGAUAGUAAAAUUAAAUCCGAAGUAGACUCUUUAAAACAAGAAGAUACGUUGGGUGAUUUAGACCUAAAAGAUUUCGAUGGAUUUGACGGUAUGAACACUGAUGCUUUCCAAGACCUCAUGGAUGACCUUCCAGAAUUUGACAAAAAUUUUUACGAAACCCUAGAUUUUGAUGAUAAUAAGAAUGGAGAGGAUGUAGAAGGGGAGGAGAAGGUGCAGGAAGCUCCUGAAACUGUUCCUAGCUCUCAAAACCAGUGCCAUACCCCUCCUACAAGCCAAUCCAACCCUGUGUCUUCAAUGUCAAUGAUGCCAGGAGUGUCCAACGGUUCCAACACUGCCCAACAACCUAAUGCUGCUGAGGCUCUGAAAAUGAUGGCGCAGCAGCAUCAACAACCAAAUAUGGGCAUGGAAGGACCCCCCAGUUCCAUGCCAGGCCAGUACCCUGGCCAGAUGUACAGUGAUAGAAACUAUACCGUCCCUAAUAGUGCCAUGGACCCAAGAGCUUGCCCUACCUCAGGGAUGAACACCACCAUGGCUCCGAGCCCGGGUAUGAUGAUCAGACCUAGGAUGCAGGACGGAGAUCCUCGUCUCAGGGCAGCAGUGCAGCAAAGGUUCAGAUUAGGCAACCCAAUGAGCGUAGCUAACUCUAUACCUGGAGCAGGGUCCAACAUGGCUGUAUCAGCCUCUAUGCAGGGUGGAGGACAGCCUCUAACUGAUCAGCAGAGGAUGGAGAUGAUGCAGAGGAGUAAUCCCAACAUGAUGAUGGGAGGAGGACCUAACCCAGGGAUGGGACCUGGCAUGAGCAUGAUGGGACAACAGCAGAUGGGAGGAAUGCGACCUGGAAUGACCCCUCAGCAGAUGGCUAUGAUGCGGAUGCGGAUGCAGCAGCAGCAAAGCAUGAUGCGAGGGAUGGACCCCGGGAUGCCGAUGAUGCCGAACGGGUCCAGCAUGGAGAUGAUGGGACCCAACGGAAUGAUGAUGCGGGCUAACGGUCCCUCUAUGGGAAUGUCCCGGACCCCUGGGAUGGGCGGGAUGAUGGGUCCUGGUGGCGGGAUGAUGCCGGGAAUGGGAGGAAUGAUGCAGCAUCCUCAAAUGCAGCAUGGCAUGGGUUCAAGACCUCCUCCUCCGGAGUAUGGAAUGACUUCACAGUCGCAGAAUAUGCCUUAUAUGAUGAGCCAGAUGCCUAUGGGCCAGGGCCCCCAUAUGCGGGGUAUGGUCCCUGGAGGAAUGGCCCCUGGAAUGGUUGCUCCUAACCGCAGCGUGUCUGGUAGUGUACGGAACCCAGGAAUGCAGCAAAUACCUCCUUCUGGACCUAUGAUGAGGCAUCAGGUGGAGGCCCCUAUGGGAGAGAGAAUGCGCGGACCCGCCCACCCCUCACAGAUGAGUGGGGCUUCACAUCCCUCUCAGAUGGGUGGACCUUCUCAUCCAUCACAAAUGGGUGGCCCAAAUCACCCUUCUCAAAUGGGAGGGCAAUCUCAUCCCUCCCAAAUGAGCGGACCAUCCCAUCCAUCUCAAAUGGGUGGGCCCAACCACCCCUCUCAAAUGGGCGGGCCCAACCAUCCCUCUCAAAUGGGCGGACCAUCUCAUCCUUCUCAAAUGGGCGGACCAUCCCAUCCCUCUCAAAUGGGUGGACCCAACCAUCCUUCCCAAAUGGGUGGGCCCAACCACCCCUCUCAAAUGGGCGGGCCUAACCAUCCGUCUCAAAUGGGGGGGCCUACCCAUCCCUCUCAAAUGGGCGGGCCCAACCAUCCCCAAAUGGGUGGACCUACCCAUCCUUCUCAAAUGGGUGGAGGAAUGACCCCUAACAUGAUGAUGAUGAGUGGAAUGAAGGGAGGGAUUAAUAUGGGAAUGGGAAUGAACCCUGGAAUGGUUGGAUCUGGUGGAAGUGGACCAACUAGCAAUGGAAGCAAUGGAAGCUGGCAGGGUCAACAAAUAGGCAGUCCAGGCAGCAUGCAUAGGCAGAGCCCUGGUCUCCAGGGAGAGGGCAUGCCGACCAGAAUGCCAACAAUAGGUAGCAUACAUCCAAACAUGCCAAUGGAAGCUAGGCGAGGAUCUCCAGGACUUCCAGGUGACCCUCCGAUGAUACAGCGGCAUAACGUGAGAAACCCAACUCCUGCUUCCUUCUCCCCCAACCCAUCUUCAUUCUCUCCCAACCCUGCCUCCUUUAGUCCCAACCCUGCUUCCUACUCUCCCAACCAUGCCUCCUACUCUCCCAAUCCGUCCUAUUCUCCCAACCCUGCCUUCCCAACUAGUAUGCCAAGCCAAAUGGGUGGACAGAUGAGUAUGGGAGGUAUGCGUAUGCCCGGAAUGCAAGGAAUGACCGGUAUGCCCGGUCAGAGACCCAUGGGACCCCAGACAGUAGGACCGGGUCCAGGAUCAGGACCAGGACAAAAUAUGGGACCAGGACCUAAAAUGGGACCCGGCGGACAAAUGGGACCUGGUGGUCAAAUGGGACCUGGAGGUUCUCAAAUGGGACCUGGAGGACCACAAAUGGGACCCGGUGGACAACAAAUGGGACCAGGUUCUAAAUCUGGCCCCGGAUCACUAGUUGGCUCAGGGCAACAGAUGGGCCCAGGACAGCAGAUGGGACCAGGACAAAUGGGACAUGGCCCUGGACCUAUGGGACCUCAGGGUCAGUCCAUGGGGCAGCACAUGCAAGGGAUGGGUGGGGGCCAGCAUUCAAUGCCCUCUCAUCAUAUGGGAGCCCAACAAAGAAACUCACCGAUGAAUUCCGUACCUCAUUCUCCUCACCCCGCCCCCUCACCACACAAUAUGAUCCCUCCCUCCCCUCACAUGGCUCCCUCUCCAAUGUCACAGGCUCACAUGUCCCCCCACCCCAACAUGUCCCCACAUCCUAAUAUGUCACCAGCCACACAUAAUCCAUCAGGGAGAGAAGAUUUCAAUCUUGAUUUAUUUGAAAAUAUUUCUCCGCCGGCGACAAAAGCCGGUCAACAUCCUUCUGCCUCAAAGCAUCCGCCGGGGCAACAUUCUUCCGCCCAACAAAGCUCAGGCCAGCUCCAUCCAGGACAUCAACAAGGCCUUCAAGGACAACAAAGUCAAGUGCCGCAUGCUGGACACCCUAGUGGGCAGCAUGCAGGACAUUCAGUGCAUCCUGGUCACCAGGGUCAGCAUCCUGGACACCAGGGCCAGUAUCCUGGACAUCCACAUCAGCAUGCCGGGAUGCCGGCAAGUGAAGAUGAAUUAUUGAACUUAUUUUCCUAGUUUUCUUAGUUAAAUCCUACACUCAGAUCAAUGAAUAAAUUAUUUAUGCAUAAUAAU